AUGCAUAUUCAACCGAGUAUAUUACUUAAUAAAUUAGCUCAAUUAACAAUGAAUUCAACAAUAUAUUCGACUCGUGAUCGAAGUAUUCGAAUAAUGAAUAAUUUUCUUGAUGUUCUAUCACAAUGGACCCGUACAUUUCCAUAUGAUUUUCGUAAUACAGAUAUGAUAACACAAUUAGAAGAAACUUUAAAAAAGAUCAAUUCUUAUGAGCCAACUCUUCAAUCAGCUACGCAUCAUAUAAAGAAAAAACUUCUUUCAAAACUAAAAGCAUUAGAAAACUAUGAAGAAUAUAUUCGACAAUUAAAUACAAAAGCAUUAAAUAAUCAUACUCAUAUGGCAUUAAUUACUGAUAUUAUAAAUGAAUGUCCGACCCCAAUAUUAUUUGCUCAACAAUUAACCCAUAUUGAGCUGGAUAGAUUAAAACCAAUUGGUGCUGAAGAAUUAAUACAAUAUUACAUUAUGAAAUUAUCAUUAGAAGAAGCACAAGCACAUCCAACUAGAGCUUCUAAUAAUGAAGCAAGAGCAUCAAAUAAUAAAUCAUUAGAAAUUGUUCAUGAUAAAAAGUUAACAUUUUGUCUUGAAACUUAUGUGCAAUGGUUUAAUCGGUUAACUUCUUUUGUUACUACAGAAAUAGUUAAACAUACACAAAAACGUUUACGUAUACGACUGAUUAGUUAUUUUAUUGAUGCUGCUUAUGAAUGUUUUUGUUUACAUAAUUUUAAUUCAAUGUUCGGAAUAAUUGGUGGUUUAAAUAUGCAACCAGUAAAACGUCUAAAAAGAACGUGGGAAAAAAUUGAAUCAAAUAAACUCGAACAACUUGAACAAUAUAUGAAUGUCUCAAAAAAUUUUGCUAAUUAUCGUCUUAUAUUUAAAUCAGCUAAAGAAGAAGCUGAAAAAUAUGGUUGGACAGUAGAUAAAAUAGUUAUACCAUUUACUAGUCUUGUUCUACAAGAUGUUUAUUUUAUAAAAACACAUAGUAAAGAUAACACAGUAUCAGGUGGUAUUAAUUUAAAGAAAUAUGAUUCUAUGGCAAAAUUUAUUUCAGAAGAAUUUGUGCAAUGUAAACAGAGUAAAUGUUCAUUUGAACGAAAUGAUGUGAUUAUUAACUAUAUAACUACAUCACCGACAUUCAAUGAAAACUCUUUAAUGCUUGCUUCUUUUGAAUGUGAACCACCAGCAACAUCAAAUGAAAAAGAGAAAUGGACUAUGCUUCAAGCAACAAUAUACACAUCAUCGUGA
Messenger RNA from Rotaria sp. Silwood2, 1239 nucleotides. The record is from the annotation of a GenBank genome assembly. Lineage: Eukaryota; Metazoa; Rotifera; Eurotatoria; Philodinida; Philodinidae.